This is a messenger RNA of Vollenhovia emeryi, 2080 nucleotides long. Its product is annotated as gustatory receptor for sugar taste 64e-like. Bases 70 to 1536 code for a protein of 488 amino acids. Gene Ontology annotation, biological process: sensory perception of chemical stimulus; detection of chemical stimulus involved in sensory perception of taste. Gene Ontology annotation, cellular component: membrane. Lineage: Eukaryota; Metazoa; Arthropoda; Insecta; Hymenoptera; Formicidae. The record is from RefSeq and is a predicted model, not a curated record. The transcript is spliced from 10 exons. Gene Ontology annotation, molecular function: taste receptor activity.
CACCGAAACCCACCGCCUGCAUCUCUCUUCGAUAUUCAUGGCAACGAGAAUCACGAACAGCAAGAUUUCAUGAUUUCUGCUGUAAUGGGUGGUUGGCUAAACGUGAGUGACGUGAUGUUCAAGACAAAGCGAAUACUUGCAAUCAGUGCGAGUUCCAAGAGGAGCGGCAUAACUCGUCAAAAAAUCCUGCCAUUCCUGAAGAAGAAGAAAGACAAGCUGAACGGGAUAGAAACUCAAUUUUCGGACUCUCACCCUCCAUCUCCGCCGAGGACACGGCCGUUCCUUCACAGUGGUUUCUCGGGCGAGCAAACUCUGCCUGCGAACAACAAUGAUCCAGAGAGCUUCCACUGUGCGAUGGGGCCGAUUUUAGUGAUAGCUCAAUUGUUCGGAGUUUUACCGGUUUCAGGAAUAUGCAAACCGAGUCCGUCGCAGUUGAAAUUCGAAAAAUUUUCAUUUCGUACUAUCUAUACCGUUUUCAUAAACGCGUUGGUGUUGGUUAUGGCGAUAUUGGCGGUUAUUCACAUGAUAACAACGCUGAACUCCAAUACUUUCCAAGUGAAAGGAGGAGUAGCGUCUGCUACUGCAGGCGCGAUAUUUUACACGAACAGCGUGAUAGGCCUGAUAAUAUUUUUCUGGCUGGCUCCACGUUGGGUAACUCUUCAACGCGAUUGGAGGUCUAUGGAACAAUUUAUAGACAGUAAUAAGAUGGAACGACCGAAGCUCCGCUGGAAAUUCUAUGUGAUAACCGCUUCUAUUCUGCUCAUGGCUCUUGCCGAACAUAUCUUGAGUAUAUUAGUGAACACCACAAAGUACGACUGGAGCGGCAGGUCGGAAAAUUCGACAUUUCAAAAUUUUCUGCAAAUAUAUUGUAUGUCUUCUCACGCGUUUAUCAUGAAGACCCUGAGAUAUAACCUCGUGCUUGGUAUUUUCAUUUUUAUCGCCAGCAAACUGGCGACUUUCACGUGGAACUUCACUGACGUUUUCGUCAUGUUGGUAGCUACUGGCUUGGCCGAAAGAUACAAAAUGUUGAACAAACUAGUUGUAAGUUCUACAUCGAAGCAGCGGACAAUAGACUGGUGUGGUUUGCGCGAAGAUUACGCUGCUCUUAGUUGCUUGGUAAAAAAGGUUGACAACAAUGUCGCACCCAUCAUUUUACUGUCGUUUGCAAACAAUCUUUAUUUCAUCUGUUUACAGCUACUCAACGAAUUGUCAAAGCCAGAAAACGAUGGCAUAAUCAGCGACAUAUAUUUUUUCGGAUCCUUUGUGUUCCUGAUCGGCAGAACAGUGACCGUCACCCUACUCGCUGCUAGGAUCUACGAUCAAAGUAAAGAAAUAUUGCCGCUGUUGUAUACUUGUUCAGCGUCCGCUUACAACGUAGAGACAGAAAGGCUGAUAUAUCUACUCUCCACCGAUGACAUCAUGCUUACGGGAAUGCGUUUCUUCUCUAUUACGCGAAGCUUUAUGUUAGCGGUGACCGGUGCAAUUGUAACGUACGAAGUUGUACUGCUACAAUUUAACAUCUCGAACAACAAAUAAGUAUGUAACAGUGUAAUGUUGCCGAUAGGCAAACUGUUAUGCAAACUAGAUUGUAUAAUAUAAGUAUUUGUAUUCAUUGAAAUUAAAGAAAACUAUCCUACGCAUUAUCAUUUCCCCACAUUUUUAAAUAAAUGCUACAUUUUCUAUUUUACAAUUGCAUACUAUUUUUUUAAAUGUAUUUUCUAACAAUAAUGCACGGAAUAUUGAUUGUAACUAGAACAUGGUUAUUUUAAAAAUGUUGCACAAAAUGUUACUUUAACUACUAUUUAAAUUUUUUUUUCAAUUUGUAUCAUUUCAAUAUAUUUUCCAAUACAUAUUCACAUACGAUGUCAAGCUAUUUUCGAUCAUUUAAAGUAAACUGUUAUAAUUAUAUACAUGUAUAUAUAUAUUAUUCGUUAAUCUUACAUUUGCAUUCAGGUUGAGGUUGCAUAAGUUAAGGUUUCAAUGUGCUUUAGGAUUUAAUUAUAUCUUUCAAUCUCUGAUACUGUAUUUCUACGUAAAUAUAGGUAAUUCUUUUAAAAAAUAAUAUAUAUUCUCUGUAAAA